AUGGAAGUGAAUGGUGAACCAGAUGUAGCUGGUAUUUUCAGCGCGGCUUUAAUGCCAUUGAAAGAUAUGAAAGAUGCAGAUAUUUUGAACCAGUAUGAAAUGAACAUGGCUGAUGGAAAUAUAACACCUGACGUUCUAGAACAUUUAUCUCAAAGAACUACACAGAACCAUAGAGAUGGUAUAUUUGGUGAAGAGUUUAGAAAGAAAGUUAGGGAGAGCGAAGGAAGAGAACCUAUUGUACAUGACCUUGCAAACGAAAGUUUACAAAAUGUCAUAAAAACUUACUUUGCAGACAAUGAACCGAGAAGGGAUGAAUAUUUAAGAAAACUCAAAUGGACAGUACCAAAUGAAAUGUUAGUAUUGAAAAACAUGUUCCUUGACAAAAUAAAACCAACUACAGAAAUAAACGACGCAAGACUGAAAGAUUGGGUAAAAGCUUUCCCAUUCACAAAAGAUAUUGUUGGUAACAUGGAAAGAAAACCAGAAUGGCUACAAAAACAUAUAUUUGGAAACGAGCUUAUUCCAUAUGGACAGGCUCUGUUUGAAGAGCUUGAACCAGAAACUCAGGACAGAGUCAUGCAAACAAUAAGCGACGACUCAAAUACAAACUAUGACAAAAUCUUUCUAGGAUAUAGGUUACCUGAGAUGGGCGACCAGAGCCCAAAGGCAAAAAGGACAUGGGAAAUUUACAACAUACUAGGUGAACAUGAGGCAAAGAUGCAACAACUUCAAGCAGAGGGCAAUGAAGGAAAAAGAAGAGUUAAAAACUCAGUCAGGAAGAAAGUAAAGCUUGGUCCACGUGGGUUCUAUUAUGACAUAUAA
Trichomonas vaginalis G3 is the source of this 822-nucleotide messenger RNA. Its product is annotated as protein of unknown function, DUF4106 family. NCBI's taxonomy places the organism in Eukaryota, Parabasalia, Trichomonadida, Trichomonadidae. The transcript has a single exon. The record is from RefSeq and is a predicted model, not a curated record. The coding region runs from base 1 to 822 and encodes 273 amino acids.